UGCAUUUGUAGGGUGUAGGGUGUUCUUUGCUUGUUAGAAGUGUCGGUAAGCAGUCUAGCGGUCGGUGCGUGUAUGGGGAAGGAAUGUCGGCGGCCUCGAUUCCUAUUUAGGAUUCGAAAGAGCGUGUCGCUGUCCUGAGCGUUUGCAGGUCAGUGCCGAGAAGUCAGUCGUCGGUCCAUUAGCAGCUUGUGACGUGCAUCCGUUUUGUUUUUGUUGUUUAUUCAAAUACCCAAGAGUCGCUGAUGUGUUUCUGUACACGGCUGUAAUUUCAUUUGCAUGCUCUAUCGAUAAAGCCGGAUAAAAACGGAUCAUAGGUUGUGACACAAACUCGCCAUCCAGACACGUAGGGAGAAAAUGUGCCGAGAAAGUUGAAACCCGAAACGGUUUGCUCCAGGUGUACGCCAUGGCCUGGAGCUGUCUGUGUGUGUGUGUGAGAGAGAGAGAGAGCAUGUGAACGUGUGCAUGUUUGCGUUAUCGGAGCUAGCUGAGGGCCUGGCUGUGUUUAGCUUGGCUUGCCUGGCACUCACAUUAACAGCCUCCUGCGUUCUAGGGACUCGGCGCACGCAGCUCGCCUCGCAUGUUUUCAAGGACACUCAUCUGGAAGCCAGGUCGUGACAGGCCGAUUUAUCGCCUAGACUCUCGUCGUCGUCGUCGUCGUUUCCAACCCGCACAAAUCAAAUGUACGUGAAUAUGGACCGAGAAAGGUGAAAGCGUCAAACCAAGACGACAAACAGCGCCGAACAAAUACGCGUAGAACUGAUUCGAGACGAGCUUGUUCUGACAUCUAAAACUGACCCAAUACCUAAGAUUAUAGUCGAAUGACAUUUUGCUUCCUGAACCAAUGAGUGCUCUAGACCUUAGAAAAAAAGCGAUUCAUUUUGGAAUCGAGGCAGGUUUCCUUCUAAGACGUACCGUGUCGGAGCGCCCUCAUAUCGGCCGCCACCUCCUUUGUUUUAAGAGAAUGUCUAUAAAGUGAACUUGAUGGAUGAAUCAUCUGUGAAUUCUGUACAUCUGGUAAGAGUUUGGAGAUCUGGAAAAGACAUUAGGGGGAGAAAGAAGAGGGGGGUGGGGAGGGGUGAAAAAACAAAACAAAAAACGAGAGUCGGAGAGCAUAGGGCCUUGAGGAACACCCCCAGCAUGCGUAGUCCUGUAAUUGAAAAUCACAACCUGACAAAUCUUCCUGCGUAGGAGAACUUAUGACUUGCAUGUGGGGGAAUAAUAGAUUUAUUCUCUUGAUAUUUUGUCCAUAUUGUUUGAAAAUCAUUGUAAGUGAUAUCAUUGCUAUUGGAGAUUGUUUUUUUUUUGUUGUUGUUUUUUUUUUAACGUUACUAGGAAAAGGAUUCAAAUAAGAUGCUAGUAACACGAGGAAAUAACGUUUCAUCACGUAAAACAAGCUCCAACCUUCUGUUUCUCCGCUAUCGAACUUCCAGGACUUCCAGAAUUUGCCAUCUCGUUAUCCCAGCGCUCAGAGUGUAGCUAGCUGGAAAAAAAGAAGAAAAAAAAAAACGCCUGAUCCUGAUUGGUUAAUCUUGUUUCUCACCAUAGCGGCAGGUAGCCGAUAAAACGCAAUUAAACGAACUCGACGUCUGCGGCGGUCAUUAUUAAAGCGCGAUUAACGCGCAGAACAACGUGUUAUGUAACAACGUAUAUAUUGUAUAAUUAUCCGUAGGGUACGCUGUGUUAUCGAAACGCCCAUGAGUUAGUCAUCGACUGUGAUGGAGGAGUACGCACCUCAUAACUUCUUAUCAGAAGAAUUUUCGAUUAUUUAAAAAAAAAACAACAAAAAAAAAACAUAGCUACAGUAGCUAUGUUUCCAUCCACAUGCAAAAAAAAAAAAAAAACAACACUGGACUUAAACCGCGAAUAAAAUCAACGUAUUGAAAAAAAAAAACAACUCAAUUUGAGGCUUUUCUUUUUUUUUUAUUCGAUAAGAAGACACGCAUAAACUACGGUGGAAACACAUCUACCGAAUAAAUAAAUUCCUCGACUUUACCUCAGGAAUAAAAAAAAAACCGCGGAGAGCGAGAUUCGCCGGAUUCCUCAGAAGUGGUGAUUUUGCUCUGAACACACGGGAUAGAAACGGUGCUUUAUCCGCGAAUGUUUUAUACGACGUUCCAAUUUUUCGCACAAGUCAAAUUCUUGGAUCGGAAGGAAACGUUGCUAUUGUUUAACCGGCACUAAUGACUUAAAGAUGGACCCACGAUCCUCUGCAAGCACACACUUGCGUAACAGUGUCCUGUCUCUUCACCAACCCCUUCCUUCACCCCCCCUCCAGCCCGCGACUGCGGAAGUAUGUCUUUCUUACAGUUCUUGGCUCUAUCUAAGCAGAUCAGAUCCUUGCAUAACAUUCACAAAAUCACGUGCCUUACGAUCCCCCUGCUAAAUUGGCACUGUAAUAACGACUUCUUUUUUUUUUUUUUUCUUCUUCUCCCUACGCAAGCAUAAUAAACUUAUCCAUGAUGUCUAACGAUCACUCAUUCUUCCCCGCACAGCUGUAUUUAUUAUCUUCUGCAAUAAAUCCUGGAUGCCGUCUUCACGUACACGCCAUAAAAACGAUGACCAAUUUUUACAAAAGGAAAAAAAAAAAAAAAAAAACGCGCAAAUGUAAUCGAGCCUAAUCUCUUUCUCUUUCUAUGUGUAUAUGCGCGUUGUGUCAGACUCUCGGCUGGCGUCUGCGCGGCUCCGGAUCGUUCCGUGCCCCGGGCGAGAGCAGACCCUUCGCCCGUUGCAGCAUGUGCGUUUGGCUCCUUUCGUUUAUUCAGCGUUUGUGCACAUGGGCCCAAGAUGUGAUUUUUCCUCAGGUUCACAUACAACAACAAAGCGGAAAGAACGGAGUCCACGUUAAUCAGCUGGUAAUCAACUCCUCGUUAGAGCGCAGACUUUGGAAAUCGUCCUGAAGGCCCGUGCGAGGUUUUAUACGUCGACGUUUUUAGCGGACGCUUUUAUCCGUUCCGCCGUACCUCUCAGCAGUGUUUUGGUCUGAGAGAGAAAGCCCCUGGAUUCCCUAUCAGCCCUGUUGCCGAGCUAUAAACCUCUUUAUGACAGGAAAGCGACGAGAGAAAGUGAUGCAGAGAGAGACGGAGGCAAAACGUCUUCUCUGGUUUUGUCUUUCUCUCUGACCCGGGUUAUUCUUUGACCGGUUUAUAGCCGUCUGAAAGGGGACGCGUUAAAUCGCUCCUCUGUCUACCAUCUGCGUCAUAAAGGCCCGUCACAGCCAUCACUUCACACUUGUCAGGAGCAAAGUGCGUGCCCGGCGUGUCGGCCAUAAAGAUGGCCUGAUAAGGAGCACUAUAUCCCCACCACGCUACGAAUCCUGUUGCCGUUUCUGCAGCUCAGCUUCACGGUUUUUUAAUUAAAAAAAGAAAAACCGAUCCUAGACAUUUUUAUGGGAUAUCGGAACAGACAUGGCGGUGAACGUGCCGUAGAACUGCUCGGCGGUCAGAUACGAUUAAUUUUGGUGUAUAAAUCGAUUUUGUUUUCGUAUUUGGGGUCUAGCCACCUUGCCCGUCCAAAUAAGUUCGACUCUUUAAAACAAAUGACAUCUUGCUCGGUCAUUUCCUGGCAAAGGAAGUCAUUUGUUAAAAGAAGGGAAGGAAGCGAGGCCGAUUCAUUAGCUGGCUAAUUUCUUCUGCUAAUUGUAAAAAUGGAUGACUGAUCAAAGCCCUUAUAGGACCCGUGUCGUGCGUACCGUGUACGCGUAUGCGAUCUCGUUUCACGAGAAAAGCUCCUUAUUUAGAGUAACAAGUAAAGAAUUGGUCCGUUGUAAAUGCUUCACCCCGAGGCUGACGGAAACCCGAAUGCGACGUUGCGUCUGAUUCCAAGUCUGACUGAUUACUUCAAUCAGAGCCUUCGCUCGCACAUCCUUGAGAUUUCUGUUCGAACAUGUUCGACGCCCACGGCAUUUUAUUAAACAACUUGUCUUCUCGUAUCUAUCGGACAACGACCGGUCGAUUUUACUGCGGCGUUUAAUGCUUGUUGCACAGCCUCAUACUCCGUACUUAUCCUAGCAGCUCCAUAGCUCCCGAAAUGCAGAGGUACCAACCGCUACGGUUUCGCCAUUCGACCCCUUCGUACGUUCCGUGAGCCAAGGAGCCAACUGAAAACUUCCUUUCAGAUAAAGCAGAGGUCAAAACGAACGUCAAUAACCUGGCACAAAAGCCAAUCGUUCGAAAGGCGAGGGACGUCGAAGUAGUACGUGCAGCGGAUUUGAAUAAUACUGCGUGUAUUUAAUGUGUAGGACUAUCCAAAAGACGUGUUCAGGGUCCAUGGUUGAAGUCUACGAGGUACUCUGGUCAAAAAUAAAUAAAAUGAAAUGAAAUAAAAAGAAAUCUUCAGCUUGUCCAUUUUGGGGGAUGAUUUUUUUUCUGUGGAACCUGAAGGAACAAGAAGGAUUUGUCUUUUUUGGAAAAGACUUAGCGUGCUAAAAAUCCUUUCCCCAUUCAUCAAGGAGCGCUCGAGAAAGGCUUUCUUCGUCAUCCGUUCGGCCGUUCGUCUCGUUUGGUGACGCCAAACGUCUCGAGAUUGAGCCCUUGAACUUGAUUCCCACCAAUCUGCUCCACUUGCACUCAGUCCACUCCACUGCGCUAAACCUUGCUGGCUGCAUUCACCAUUGAAUGGCUUCAGCCAGAGAUGGCAAUCAUAGAAAUUGGUGUGCGAUGAUGAAGAGAUCUUGGUCAUUCUUGUUAGACCUGAGAUACAGUCAGCUCCUCGGUUUCUACAAGUUGCACUCGGUAAGACCGUCUCCUCGGGGAACAGACGGACACACGGAGCCCUCACGGCCCCGCGGAUUCUACAGGGAAGCGGCUGGGAAAAGGGGAGUGUUUUGCUCAGCCUACACACCAGCAGCGAUUGUGACAGCCGUUUGAGUUACGACCUCGGGGUUAAGCGGUAGGUGUGAAAGUUAACGUCAUCAGAUAAGAUAAAGCGGGCGAGACAAAGCAGGGCGACCGGGGCGGAUCAAAUCAAAGUUAUAUAAACACUCGAUUCCUUUCCUCCUUGAGCACGUGGCCUUUGAAGUUGUAAACCACCAGCGAGUACGGUUGCUGAGACGGAAGCCUGGCCGCGGCGAACUCUGGUAAACUCGACAAGUAAAACUUUGUCGUGAACGUGUUUUUACCGGUAACUGAUUCACAUAUUUCUCAACGUACAUUCGGUAUGUACGGACUUUACUGGCGUCCGUGGAUUACUUUCAGUCAUUUGUUCUGGAUUUAGGCGUUCAGACCGUCGACUAAACAAGCUCCUUCAUGGAGCCAAGCACUAGGAAUGGGUGACAUGAUAUAAUAUUGUUAUCAUGAAGACGUCUCGGUUGGUUCCACUGGCGUUACACUAAGAAAUAAACGUGAUGUUUAUAGGGAAAUAAUCAGCAGAGCUACUGUUACAGAGGUAAAGUUGAUGAUUUUCCAAUAAUAGGAUGCGCCAGAAAGUUUCAUCUCAACCACAGUCAUUCAAAAGUCCCUCUUAAACCACAGUAAUUUUCCAAUGUUGACAAUAGCGGCGUUUCCAUCCACGUUGCAAAUUUAAACUUAUGUGAAAAAAUUGGAGAGGCGGGUCUGGGAGGUAAAGUUCAGGGCCACUGCGGGACUCGAGCCCCCAACCCUGGAGGUGUGGACUUGGACCCCCAACCCUGGAGGUGUGGACUCGAACCCCCAACCCUGGAGGUGUGGACUCGGACCCCCAACCCUGGAGGUGUGGACUCGGACCCCCAACCCUGGAGGUGUGGACUCGGACCCCCAACCCUGGAGAAACCUGAGCCACAACAUGCUGACGGCAGUCGAUACGGACAUCCUCUCUAAUCUGCCCAACCUUAAAGAAGUGAGACUGGACCACAAUGAGCUGACAUCAAUCCCCGAGUUUGGCAGCGCCUCGCCGGCCAUCGUCACAAUCCAUCUGCACCAUAAUAAGAUUAGCAGCAUGCAGGGCAGCCGUCUCCGAAACCUCACCCACCUGGAGACUCUGGAUCUGAGUAAUAAUGACAUCAUCGAUGUGAGAGAGCACUGUUUCCCCCGUGGCCUCCGCGUCCGAGAGCUGUCGCUCAGCGGUAAUAAAAUCGUACACCUGGAGUUUGGCGCGUUCAGGAAUCUGAACGACACGCUGCAGGUCCUGAGGCUCGGCAGGAACCGGCUCACCCAGCUGCCCGUCAAAGGCCUCGAGCUUCCCAGACUAACGCAGCUGGACCUGAGCAGGAACCGGCUGCGCUUGAUCGAAGGCCUGACCUUUCAGGGUCUCUCCAACCUGGAGGUCUUGAAGCUCCAGAGGAACAACAUCAGCAAACUCACGGAUGGAGCGUUCUUCGGCCUGGCACGCAUGAGAACCCUCCAUUUGGACUAUAACAGUCUGAAAGAGGUGAACAGUGGCUCUCUGUACGGCCUCCAGUCUUUGCUACACCUCCAUCUGUCCAACAACUCCAUCUCAAGCUUCAACCCUGAGGGAUGGCGCUUCUGCGAGAGGCUGCGAGAGCUGCAUCUGGGACAUAAUAACUUGACGAAGCUGGCUGAGGGCAGUUUUGUUAAGCUAGCCAACUUGCAGACUCUUCAACUGAGCCACAACUCCAUCAGCUAUAUAGCAGAGGGGGCUUUCAGAGGUCUCGGCUCCUUACGCUUACUGGAGCUUGACCACAAUGACAUUUCUGGAACAAUCGAGGACACCAGUGGUGCCUUUGCAGGCCUGAAGAAACUCCGGAAGCUGACGCUGUUCGGAAACAGGAUCAAGUCAGUGGCCAAGAAAGCCUUCUCAGGCCUGGAAGCCCUGGAGCACCUAAACCUGGGCGGAAAUGCCAUCCUCUCCAUUCUACCAGACGCCUUCAACAGUAUGAAGAAUCUCCACAUCCUCGAGAUCUCGAGCGAUAGUUUCCUGUGCGAUUGCCAGCUGCACUGGUUUCCUGAGUGGGCGGUGGCACGAGAGCUACAGGCUGGCGUCCACGCCACGUGCGCACACCCCGAGAGCCUGAAGGGCACCAGCAUCUUCCAGGCUCCAGCACAGAGCUUCGUUUGUGACGACCUGCCCAAACCUCAGAUCACGGUUCACCCCACCCCCACAGCCGGUGUGUUAGGGAAAGACGUGCGUUUAACGUGCAUGGCGGUAAGCAGCAGCAGCUCGCCCAUGACCUUCACGUGGAGGAAAGACCAGGAGCCGCUGCCUCACGCCCACGUGGAGAACUUUGCCCACUCCACCUCCAGAGACGGAGCAGGAAUCAUGGAGUACACAACCGUCCUCCAUCUGCGCGACGUCAAGUUCGAGGACGAGGGCCGCUACCAGUGCGUCAUCUCCAAUCACUUCGGCUCCACCUACUCCAACAAGGCGCGCCUCAGCAUCAGCGUGCUGCCUUCAUUUGUGAAGACCCCACGUGACCUCACUAUCCGGGCUGGCGCGAAGGCUCGUCUGGAGUGUGCGGCAAAAGGUUAUCCGCCUCCGCAGGUUGCUUGGCAGAAAGACGGUGGCACGGAUUUCCCGGCAGCCCGCGAGCGGCGCAUGGAGGUGAUGCCCGACGAUGAUGUGUUCUUCAUAAUGCAAGUCAAGCCCGAGGACAUGGGUGUGUACAGCUGCACAGCCAGAAAUACAGCAGGCAUGAUCUCCGCCAACGUCACGCUCACCGUGCUGGAAAUGCCCCACCUGCUCCAGGGGAUGGAGGACCGCAGUGUGGUGCUGGGUGAGGCGGUGGCGCUGCAGUGUAAGGCCGUGGGUAGCCCCCCUCCGCGCAUCACCUGGCUGCGUGGUGGCGAGCCGCUGCAGCCGAGCGAGCGCCACCAUUUUACCCACGCCAACCAGCUUCUGGUGAUCAGCAGCACCACGCCGGAGGACGCCGGCCGCUACACUUGUGUCAUGUCCAACCCUCUGGGCACCGAGCGUGCCCAGUGCAGCCUGACCGUGAUCCAGCGUCCCGGUGCCAACUGCCACGUGAACACCAGCCCUGGAGCGGUCACCAUAGGCAUCGUCGUGAUUGCCGUGGUGACGAGUGUCGUCGCGACUUCUUUAGUGUGGGUGUGCAUCAUCUACCAGACGAGGAAGAAGAGCGAGGAGUGCAGCGUCAACACGGACGAGACCAUCGUUCCUCCCGAUGUCCCAAGCUACCUGUCCUCGCAGGGGACGCUGUCUGAGAGGCAGGACGUGUGCAUACGAGUAGAAUCAAGCGGAGGGUCCCAACCAAGCGGCCACACACACAGCAACGGAGGUUUUGAUGUUCCAGUCUUGUGUACUGAGUGCAUGGAAAACAGUAGCAGUUACUCCAGGCCAUCAGCCUUCCUCUGCCAAGGCAUUACGCCUCCUUCAGGAAUGGAGUACCAGCAGAUGCAGCCUCCAUCGACCUUCACUAGCCAUAAGACGGCUGAGGGGCACUGUAAUGGAACGCCGAACGGAGUCAGGAAGGAGGUGACGCCGACGUUGUACAGGAAACACUGCGAUACAAAAGGAUCUCCGUCGAGCAGGACGGGAACGCCGUCUCCGAGCGAGAGCCACCGUCGGCCGGUAAAGCCGACCUCCGUUCACUCCACCUGCACGGACUCUGAGUUCACAAAGACUCUAUUACCCAACGGGCACACACACUCGAGCGAGACCGCCCCCCUCAGGCGGGCUAGUGACUAGCGCCUCGUGGAAUACCAAGCGAAGACUUUUUCGUUUUUGCGAAUUGCUAUUUUCUUUGUAUCCUGUUUGCACUGUGAACUGCUACCUCACACCGAGGGGCGCAUGUGGAGCUCGUCCAGCGUCUGAUCGCAGAGUCUAGGCGUCCGGGUUUGAAGGCGAAGCUUGAACGGGGGGGCCAUCGGUGUCCCGGUCCGAGCGUUACACCUGUACAUGGUGUUUAAAUCCUCCUCAGGGAGGCUUCGUUCACCGCUGCAAAAAAAAAACAAACAAACAAAAAAAAAGGAUAUACGUGACUUGCAUUUGAAGCAUGUUAAUGUAGGGAAUAUUGUAUGAUACGACAGAGUGCUAUAAUGUUGGACUUUAAAUUGUACAUAAGAGUUUUCAUAUAUAUAUAUAUAUAUAUAUAUAUAUAUAUAUAUAUAUAUAUAUAUAUAUAUAUAUAUAUAUAUAUAUAUAUAUAUAUAUAAUCUAUAUCUAUAUCUAUAUUAUUAUUAUUAGAUAACUUUUACAGAAGAGUAUUUGAAUCUAUUCUGUGCAUGGUCCGAUCAGAGUGAUGCUAUUUUUCCUCUCUUUUUAUAAACCUCCCAGCCUGGUGCCUUACAGCAUGAACAAAGAAUCUGCGAGUCCGUCGCCCGUCUCUCGGGACGAGACUCUUCUCUGUCGUGAAAUGGAAACAUUUCCCUGCACUUGAAACUGAGAUAAAACACUACAAUCUCCAGCUACAAGCCUUGCCUUAUGAUACGGUUCAUAUCUGCCGGUCUUGAAUGAAAGAAACCAUUUAGAGGCCCAGUAUGGUACGAUAAGAUCGAGGGCGGGUGAAUCAGCACUUUGUUGAUAAUAAUAAUAAUAAUAAUAAUUAUUAUUAUUAUAAUAAUAAGAGGAAGAAGAUUCAACACCGUUCUCAAGAUUUAAAUACGUCUAGGGAGGUUGAAAUUUUCACGCUUCGUCACUAGAAUAAAUGUUGAACUCGAACAGAAAGGCUUAAGCAGCCUAUUUUACAAUUCCACAGGCAAGACCUACUAACCGUGGAGCUUAAAAACUGUGAUUUUCAUCAUUUGCACAGCCUUAAAUCCAGGAUAGGGGUUCGGGUGGGGGCAAGAUUCAGCUCUUCCAUUUGCUAAAGGUACCAAAUGCUAGUAGUUAGCCAGUGGUGCAUAUAAACAGUACUGUUCUGGUUUAUUUUUUAUUUGACCUCAUUUUAUAACACCACUGAGGGAAGCGAUGUGAAUGUGGUCACCUCAGAAGAAAAGACAACUUCAAAACCUAAAACGUGUGCUGACAACAAAGCAUUGUUAGAAAUUUCCUUCUGUGACUAAAGGGAGAAAGAUUUUUUAUUUUAUUUAUUUUAUUUUUUUUUUUUUUAAUGUACUUACACAAGGAAAAGGGCAUCAUUAUCUGUGUUAGCUGCUGUUCAGGAGUUUUCAAUGUCUACAUACAGGGAAUGGCCAGUAUCUUCAGUAAACACCAUUAGAUAAUGCUACGUCAACGUUACUAAACGCCUCAUUAGCUAAUGCUAACUCUAGCCACUUUAAACCAAAUAAUAGGUACUAAGCAAAUAACUCAAAUCUGUCUUGAGGUUUUUUUUUCCCCCCACAGAAACCAAACUGAGGGAAUUUUUUUUUUUCUUUAGGAGUUAGCUAGCAGUUCUUUUAACUAGCUACGUUACAGCAGUUCUGUCAGUCUGUUACCCAACUAACUGGUUUACAAAACCUAGAUUUGAGCUAACCGGCUAACUCGGAGAAAGGUCUUGGCUUCAUAUUCCUGUCAGAAAUACGAACAAGGUUUUUUUUUUUUUUUUUUUUUUUUUAGUUACCUGCUAAUUUCCAUAGCUCGUGUGGCGUAACGGACUUCUUCACCUUCCUUUCAGAUUAAUUUAUUGAAAUGAACUCAAACGGCUGUACAUUUGCAAUGCUGAGAAUGUUGACGUGUGGGCAAGUCGACAUGUCUAUUAAAAUCACGUUCUUGCUCUUUGA
Ictalurus punctatus (channel catfish) is the source of this 10550-nucleotide messenger RNA. It is a transcript of the gene lrig1, whose product is annotated as leucine-rich repeats and immunoglobulin-like domains 1. Bases 5758 to 8577 code for a protein of 939 amino acids. The transcript has 18 exons. NCBI's taxonomy places the organism in Eukaryota, Metazoa, Chordata, Actinopteri, Siluriformes, Ictaluridae. The record is from RefSeq and is a predicted model, not a curated record. Gene Ontology annotation, molecular function: protein binding.